CGACUGUCAUCAUUCCUAUCGAGCCCCGCCCCCCGAGGCGAACAGGGACAACGAAUCAAACACACGUUAAAAAGCAAAGGGGCGCGAACGCGACGAGGACAACCUCCUGUCAACUUGUCCUCCGGCUGCUCCGGUUGUGUCUCCGCCGCCCGGCAUGCUCUCUUAGCCCCUUGGCGGCCGUCAAGUAAAGAUGCAGGCGGAGGACAUGGAGGUACCUUUGCUGAAUAACCUGAACGAUAACGGCGACAGGCUGAAGUCGAAAGGGAAAGAGGUGUUCAAGGAUCAGCAGAAGGAGUCGGAGAGCUCCAUGGAGUCUCCCAACUUGGAGUUUGAAUAUGGAGACACGGACACGCUCACGGCUGAACUCUCAGAGCUUUACAGUUACACGGAGGAGCCGGAGUUUGCUUUGAAUAGAGACUACUUUGAAGAGGACUUCAGGAGCCAUGCCCGAGGCCGCAGGUGGAUUGAUCUGAGCGCCGAUGAGCAGCGUGCCUACGUGAUGAGACUCCUGGAUGCUCUGGAGGUGACCGACAGAGACAAGAGACUGAAGGUGGCCCGGGCCAUCCUCUACCUAGCUCAGGGAGUGUUUGACGAGUGUGACGCGGAGGUAGAUGUGCUCCGUUGGUCCAGACACAAUGUCUUCCUAUUGUACGACAUGGGCAUCUUCACGGCGCUGCUGGAGCUUCUCAGCAUGGAGAUAGAUAACAAUCAGGCGUGCAGCAGCGCCGUGAGGAAGCCUGCCAUCUCUCUUGCAGACAGCACAGAGCUCAGGGUGCUGCUGAGUAUCAUGUACCUGAUGGUGGAGACCAUUCGGGUUCACACGGAGGAUGACAGACCGGAGUGGAGAGCAGCCAGGGAGGCUUUCAAGAAUGAGCUCGGUGCGCCUCUGUACAACGGCGAGCCUUUUGCCCUGCUCCUCUUCACCAUGGUGACCAAGUUCUGCAGCAUGAAUGCACCACAUUUCCCCAUGAAGAAAGUUCUGCUGCUCUUAUGGAAGACCAUACUGUUUACCCUGGGGGGUUUCGAGGAACUCCAGGAGAUGAAGGUGCGGGGCCGUGAGCGUCUCAACCUUCCCCCGCUCCCUGAGGACAGCAUCAAGGUGGUGAGGGCCAUGAGGGCGGCCUCACCGCCGGCCUCCGCCAUGGAGCUCAUCGAGCAGCAGCAGCAGCAGAAAAGAGGGCGGCGCAGUCGAAGGAGUGCCUUUGUUGAUAGCUUGGAAGGAGACAGUCCCUUUCCCAAGAAGCAGCCGCUUGUCAAACAGGACAGCUUGGACACAUACAACGAGCGGGACCCCUUCAAGAACGACGAUGCCCGCGAUGAGGAGGAGGACCCUGAGGACGUAGACAGUGGCAUCGAAGGCGAAGUGGACCCCUUGGAUCGCGACGUCAUCAUCCAGCCCCCACCUCCGCCGCCACCUCUCCGACCCCCGACAGAGAGAGUGAAUUUCCCAAAGGGUCUCCCUUGGGCUCCGAAAGUCAGGGAAAAAGAUAUUGAGCACUUCCUGGAGACAAGUCGCAACAAAUUCAUCGGCUUUACUCUGGGAAAUGACACUGAGACCCUUGUUGGCCUACCCAGGCCCAUCCAUGAGAGUGUGAAGACUCUCAAACAGCACAAAUACAUCUCCAUCGCUGAGGUGCAGAUGAAGCGUGAGGAGGAGCGACAACAGUGUCCAUUCAGCCUGGGCGAGGAGGAUGUGGAGGAGACGCCUGCAGAGAUGCUGUACCUGGGGAUGCUUCCAAAUCUCUCCCAAUAUGUGAUUGCCCUCCUCAAGCUGCUGUUGGCUGCAGCACCGACCUCUAAAGCCAAAACAGACUCCAUUAACAUUCUUGCUGAUGUGCUGCCUGAGGAGAUGCCAAUCACCGUCCUCCAGAGCAUGAAGCUGGGGAUUGACGUCAACCGUCACAAAGAAAUCAUCGUCAAGGCCAUAUCGGCGCUGUUGCUGCUGCUCCUCAAACACUUCAAGCUCAACCACAUUUAUCAGUUUGAAAUAGUCUCCCAGCACCUGGUGUUUGCCAACUGUAUCCCACUCAUCCUCAAGUUCUUCAACCAGAACAUCAUGUCUUAUAUCAGUGCCAAAAACAGCAUAUGUGUGUUGGACUUCCCCCACUGUGCUGUCCAUGAGAUGCCUGAGCUCACUGCUGAAAGCCUGGAGGCGGGAGACAGCAACCAGUUCUGUUGGAGAAAUCUGUUCUCCUGCAUUAACCUGCUUCGAACCCUCAACAAGCUGACAAAGUGGAAGCAUUCACGGACGAUGAUGUUGGUGGUUUUCAAGUCAGCCCCCAUCCUGAAGAGAGCGCUCAAGGUCAAGCAGGCCAUGAUGCAACUCUAUGUGCUAAAGCUGCUGAAGAUCCAAACAAAGUACCUGGGACGGCAGUGGAGGAAGAGCAAUAUGAAGACGAUGUCGGCCAUCUACCAGAAGGUCCGCCACCGCCUCAAUGAUGACUGGGCCUACGGGAACGAUAUCGACGCACGACCUUGGGACUUCCAAGCGGAGGAGUGCGCCCUGCGUGAGAGCAUCGAGAAAUUCAACAGCCGGCGGUAUGACAAGAACAAGAACGGCGACUUUGCGCCUGUGGACAACUGCCUGCAGAGUGUGAUGGGCCAGCGCGUGGACCUGCCCGAGGACUUCCAUUACAGCUACGAGAUGUGGCUAGAGAGGGAGGUUUUCUCGCAGCCCAUUGAGUGGGAGGGGCUGCUGCAGGAGCAGUGAUGCGGGGGGGGAUGAACAGGAAAGAUGGCUGCUCCGAGCGCACGCGGAUGAAACCACCAAGAACUGAGGUAGCGGUUGAUUAGAAACAUCUGGCAACCACUUGAACUGCCCCUGCACUCUUCUUAUGCAGUCUCUUUUUAUGCCGUUGGUGCUGCUUUGACUUAUUUCUACAAAAGUAUGUGUUUACCUUUCUCAUACACUUUGUCUUUAUACAUCAUUUUUCCUUACAUUGUAGCGCACAAAGCCUGUUUGUUGGUUGAUUGUGGAAGUUUUUAAUGUUUUGAAGGUUGGAAAAAGCUUUUUGAUUGUCCAAAUGUGAUAGAAGCAUGCACUGUUUAAUUGAAUGUGUUGCCGGAGCAAGACAUCAACUGUAAAUCGAAUUAAUUUUCCAAAUUUUUUGAAAAAUUGAAAGGUGUGGGGGCCACUUUUAUAUGCUUCACAUUUGAAUGAAUCAAACAUUCUAUAAUCAAUACAAUUGUUACUAUUUAGGCACCUAAUUGCCUUUUUUAGGUCGUCAGCAUUCUUGCAAACUUACCAAAUAUUGGUUGCUAAACCUGCUCAUUAGCAGGUUUAGGAGCCAUUUUUCACUCUCUAUUGCAAUAGAAAGAGUGAAAAAUGGCCCUCAGCUGGUCUUUGUACACCUCUUUUUAAAGAUUUGAAAACCAGAAGUGAUGUCAUUUACAUCCAAUACUAAAUCUCCCUGGCAACAACACAGUAGAACCACCUUCAUGAGUGCAAUGAGUGUAUUGUCACCACUAAAGUGUAUUUUUUUUCUACCUGAUUUGCCAAAAAAACAAGCGCUCCGGAGCUCUUACGGGGAAUGGUCUCCACUGAAGCACACAAACAAAAACGGUGGACAAACCAACUCAUUGUUUGCCGCAAGGAGUCAUUCGUUUCUGUAUGUGCAAAUGUAGCAUGGCCACUCUUUUUUUUAUCCUUUAUUUUAUCAUCAUAAGGAGGAAAUGUAUCAGAAUAAGAAUAUAUAGAGUCUCAGGUUUAUGCGGGUAAUUUAUUGCAAAGGCUUUAUUACUUGGCUCAUGAUCUCUCAUACUCUGUCCUGUUGUUAUUUCUGUGCCAAAUAUGACUGCCAUUUUUAUUACUUUCUUUCUAUGGUUUCCAUAAUCAUAUGUUUUAAUGAAAAUGUUAUUUAUUUUCUACUUGAAAAAGAUUUAUGAAAACAGGCAUUGGUUGUCUCUAGUAUUUCCAGUAUGUAUAAGAAACAAUUUGUACAGGGUAAUAUGGAAUUACAGAGCAGUGAGGCUUUAUUCAAUAUAAAGACAUAUACAUAACAUGACAGGUCCUUAUUAAACAAUGUAAAAAAAAUGAUGGUUGGUUGCCUCAUAUUCUGCAAACAUAAAAACAAGAGGGUAUCCUCCUCACACACAAAUAACCUGUUUUGCAUUAAUGGUCUUAUGUGAAAAUAUUACCGUUUUUUGUCAGAAAAUGUGCAUAUUUUUGAUGCAAUAUUCUCUGCAGCGUACAACGGAAUAACUGAAUAUUUUAUUCUUCUACUGUUUUGAUGAGAAGAAAACAUUUUCAUUAAAAAAAAUAUGUCCUUUGAUCGCCGCUUCGGGGGCGGAAGUGCUAAGUGUGAAAUGGAAAGUGUUAAAAUGCCUCAACUAU
Doryrhamphus excisus (bluestripe pipefish) is the source of this 4333-nucleotide messenger RNA. It is a transcript of the gene strip2, whose product is annotated as striatin interacting protein 2. Gene Ontology annotation, biological process: cytoskeleton organization. The record is from RefSeq and is a predicted model, not a curated record. Gene Ontology annotation, cellular component: cytosol. NCBI's taxonomy places the organism in Eukaryota, Metazoa, Chordata, Actinopteri, Syngnathiformes, Syngnathidae.